AUGUCUAGGGCUACUACACCGGACCCUGAGCCUCUAGUACAUGAUCGGACUGAACGUGAGGUGAGGUCAGAGCUGGCUGCAUCAUUAGAGCCGCCUGAUGACGGUGUCCUUGAGCCGGUCGUUGCACCAGGACCCGUCGAAAGAGACUCAGGUCUCUUUGAGUCGACCACUUCCAGUAUAGUUACCCCUGAUCAACCGCUCGGAGCGGUAGAUUUGGAACAAACCCCGAGUAGCCCAUCCCCCAAGCAACCGCGUAGGGCUGCUAGUGGUAAAAGUCUGACCCCAGCUGAGCAAAUCCCGCCAGAGGAAGAACAGGCGGAAACCCAGCCAGAUCCAUAUAUGGAGGAAUAUAUCAAUAGGAUCCUACUGGCUCGGGAGGAGCAGGACCGGCUGGAGGAUGAGCUCGAACAGGAGCGGCUAUAG
This is a messenger RNA of Aspergillus pseudonomiae, 423 nucleotides long. RefSeq lists its product as uncharacterized. The transcript has a single exon. The record is from RefSeq and is a predicted model, not a curated record. NCBI's taxonomy places the organism in Eukaryota, Fungi, Ascomycota, Eurotiomycetes, Eurotiales, Aspergillaceae. Bases 1 to 423 code for a protein of 140 amino acids.